GACGCUCAGCUAGCACCAAGAUCGUCGGGUCUCCGUCUCCUGUUGGGGAAGAGUGGCUGUAGAAAGGUUGCAAAAUUAUUGGAUUAUUGGGUGCAAUUGUAGAGGCCGGUAUUGCAUAAUGCCUGUGCCAUAAAAGUUUUUCACGAACGCGUGUUGUCAGCCCUCGGCUUUCAUAUCCUACUUAAUGUAAGUGGGAAGCAGAGUACGAUACUAGUACUCCGAGAUUUCUUUCAGGCCGUUAUCUGCGUGUUUCGGUUUUCCAUCUAACAUGGCUUCUCAUAACGGUAAUGGAAUCCAUGGUGGAAAUGAUGGUUCCUCCAGAGGAGUGUAUAGUGGCAGAUAUAGAAACAGACAACAUCCAAGAGGAAAUGAAAGAAGGCCAAAUUUUCCAAAUAAUCAUCCAUCUUCAGUCAGUGGGCAUAACACCAUGGAAGGACAGCACACCCAAGAAAUAGGUGAUACAGUACCAAACACUGAAAGUUCAAUUUCAUCAACAGCACCCAAACCAAGACGAGGAAGGGGCUUUGCUGGAGCACCCAGAAAUGCAUAUAGAAAUCAACCUCAAAGUCAAUAUCAAGUUACUGGCAAUAAUCCAAGGCAAGGAUACACUUUAAGAGAUGACUCAUAUUAUGCACAUGAUCUGGGUCCCCCAAGUAGAAAUACUUCAUCCCAAGAUGUGAGACAACACAUACAAAAUGUAAACGUUGGUGGACUCCAGACCAGAAAUCCCCAAAAUUUAUCUCAGAAUGAUUCAGCACAAGCUUCCGGAGGUUCGUCAUAUGUUGAUGGGCGAGCCAAUCGAAUGGAAACUAGUUAUGCGGAAAGGGGAGCAUCAAGCAGACCAAAACAAGCCAGAGGCCCAAGAAAGCCAUUCAGACCUCAGUACACAAAAGACUACGUAGAAAGGGAUCGUUCUGAAAGAGCCUCUGCCGCCCCGUAUAACAAUUCCUCAUAUCCACCUGACUCUGCGUCAACAUCAGUUACCUCGGCUAGUGCCAAUCUGGAACACCAACCCUUUGAAAAUAUUCGAAGAGAGUACUCAAAGUACGAAAACCGACCACCUUUUGAAGCCCAAUAUGAAGGUAGAAGUGGCAGCAGAAACACUCAUGAAAAACAUCGUCGAGAUGAAAGGAGUGGAGGCUAUGGUUCCCAAGAAAGAUUUCGCAAAGGUGAAAGCAGUGGAAACUAUGCUUCACGAGAUCGCUACUGUCCAGAAGAGCCUAGAGUAUCUACUUCAAGCAGCAUAGAGCAAUCGAGUUUCAAUAGGCCAUCUCGGAUUUAUGAUUCUCAAAAUUGGCGGUCAGAGGGCUUCAAAAAAGGGAUCUCUGCUCGUACGCAAAAAAUUGGCGAGGCUAUGGCUGACACUGCCAUGCAACGUGAACGUUUGACCACGCAGCUGACCAGCGGGACUUACGAAUGUAUGGUCUGUUGCGAAUCAGUUAAGCCAGCACAACCAAUUUGGAAUUGCAGUCAAUGUUUUCACGCUUUCCAUCUCGGUUGCGUGCGGCGUUGGUCCCGUACUUCACAAGACGAAAGUGGACAUUGGCGUUGCCCUGGAUGUCAAUCGGUCAGCACGUCUCUGCCUAACUCCUAUUUGUGUUUUUGCACUAAAAGAAAGGAUCCAGAAUGGAACCGACGUGAAACUCCACAUUCUUGCGGCGAAGUUUGUGGCAAGGCACUGGGAGAUGGUGUUAGUUGCACACACUCCUGCACUCUUCUAUGCCACCCAGGGCCUUGUCCAAUCUGUUCGGCCCAAACCCAACGUAAAUGCCCCUGUGGUAAAUCGUCGCAGUUGGUUAAAUGCGGAUCAUCAGACGCAUUACUCUGUGGUGAAUUAUGUGGCAAGCAACUCUCCUGUGGGCUGCAUACAUGCCAAGAAGCAUGUCAUAUUGGCCCAUGUAAACAGUGUCCGCUCACCGUUCAGCAAGUCUGCUUCUGUGGCCAGAGCAAUAGGGAAUUGCCGUGUUCUAUUGAACAUCCAGAAGAUGAAAAAUUUUCAUGCGAUCUUAUUUGCAAUAAAAAAUUGAGCUGCGGAAGACACAGUUGCCAAAAAAAGUGCCACAUUGGCGAUUGUGGAACUUGCCAACUUGAAGUGGAUGUCGUUGCUACCUGUCCUUGUGAAAAAGUUCAGUUGAAGCAGCUUUACAAAACUAAGGGAGUUGCAGAACGUAAAUUUUGCACUGAUCCUAUUCCCGUUUGUGGGAAAGUUUGCGGCAAAAUUAUGACAUGUGGUCCUGCAGAGAAUCCGCACGUUUGCGCAGUGCUUUGUCAUGGAGGUGCAUGUCCGCCUUGUCCGCUUUCAACAGAUCUGCGUUGCCGGUGUGGCCGGAACGAGAAAAAAUUCCCAUGUCGGAAACUAAGUGAAAUAGAAGAAGUUUUAUGCGAACGACGUUGCAACAAAAAGCGCCAAUGUGGACGACAUAAGUGUACCCAAGUUUGCUGCAUUGACACGGAGCACAUCUGCCCAAUGGUUUGCGGUCGUACGCUCAGUUGUGGUCUUCACCGAUGUGAGGCUUUAUGUCACGCUGGUAACUGCAAUCGCUGUCAUCAAGUGUCUUUCGACGAACUGAGGUGCCACUGUGGAACUCAGGUGGUGUAUCCACCGGUACCCUGUGGAACACGCCCGCCCGACUGCAACAAACCGUGCACCAGAGUGCGUCCGUGUGGUCAUUCUCCAUCUCACAACUGCCAUCCAGACGCUAAUGGCUGCCCUCCGUGUACUACUUUAUGCGAAAAGUUUUGUUAUGGGAAACACGAGAAAAGGAAGAAUAUCCCGUGCCAUUUAACUGAGGUGAGUUGUGGAAAGCCUUGUGGGCGCCCCAUGAAAUGUGGUAAACACACAUGCCCCGUCAUCUGUCAUCCCGGUCCAUGUCCGUCUACUUGCACGCAACCGUGCCCAGUCCAACGAACUGACUGUGAUCAUACUUGCGGCUUACCAUGCCACGAAGGAAAUUGCCCAGGGACGCCUUGCCGUGAAAAAAUUAAAGUUCAGUGUCAGUGUGGUCAGCGUACAGCUACUGUGUCUUGUGAAGAAAACGAGCUUUCUUACCGGAAAAUGGCAACGGGGCUGUUGGCAUCUAAGAUGGCCCAGUUGCAGUCUGGCGAGUGUGUUGACCUUAAAGAUCUAUUGGGCAAGAGCGCCGCUAAUAAGACAAAGAGUCUGGAAUGCAACGAAGAGUGUGCUCUAGUGGAGCGAAACCGACGUCUGGCACUGGCGUUACAGAUUAAGAACCCCAAUCCAAAACCGGGCGCCCCGCCUUAUCCUGAUUCGCUAAAAGAGUGGGCCAAGAAAGACCAGCGCUUUGUGCAAAUGGUACACGACAAAUUGACCGAAUUAGUCCAACUGGCAAAGCAAUCAGUCGGAAAAAUGAAAAGCCGGAGCCAUUCGUUCGACUCGAUGAAUCGCGACAAACGUCAGUUCAUCCACGAAUACUGUGUUUUCUUCGGUUGUGAAUCUAUGUCUUAUGACGACGAACCGAAACGUAACGUUGUAGCCACAGCUUUUGGAGAAUUGUCGUUCUUGCCCGCUAUCAGCAUCUUAGAUGUUACACGUCGCGAACUGGGGCAGCGUAAAAUGCCUGCGCCACCUCGAGGUCUUACUGUUCUCACUUCAGGUCAACAGCAGCAGCAGCAACAAGUGCCUCAACCGCCACAGAAGCCACCAAAUGCAUGGGGAAGUGGUGGUUCCGCUGCGCCGUUUAGAACCUUGUCUGAUGUCGUUAAAAGCACUCCAGCACCCAAUAAUGCAACAGAAUCGCCUGCCCCGGACAAGACAUCUCAAGAUACUAAGCCACCUGUGGUUGAUUAUUUUGAUUUUACUUCAUAAGAAUCACGCAGGUGUUUUCUGAGUUCCUUAAAAUUCACAGGUGUAUGGUACAUUUCCUUAUGAGAAGUUAAAUUAAAAUGCGCUUUGGAAGUU
Messenger RNA from Daphnia carinata, 3919 nucleotides. It is a transcript of the gene stc, whose product is annotated as protein shuttle craft-like. The coding region runs from base 269 to 3826 and encodes 1185 amino acids. The transcript has 8 exons. The record is from RefSeq and is a predicted model, not a curated record. Gene Ontology annotation, biological process: negative regulation of transcription by RNA polymerase II. Gene Ontology annotation, molecular function: RNA polymerase II transcription regulatory region sequence-specific DNA binding; DNA-binding transcription factor activity, RNA polymerase II-specific; zinc ion binding. Gene Ontology annotation, cellular component: nucleus. Lineage: Eukaryota; Metazoa; Arthropoda; Branchiopoda; Diplostraca; Daphniidae.